AUGGGCACCAGGAUCCACCAGACUUAUUCUGCCAAGGUGGAGGCUGCUGUCAACCGCCUAGUUAACCUGCAUCUGCAGGCCUCCAACACCGACCUCUCUCUGGGCUUUUAUUGCAAAGGCAGCAAUGUGACUGUGGAGGGCCUGGGCCACUUCUUCCACGAGGCGGCUGAGGAGAAGCGUGAGGGCGCCCAGCGUCUCUUGAAGUCCCAAAACCAGUGGAGCAGCUUCGCCCUCAUCCAGGAUAGGCAGAAGCGGUCCCCAGAUGAGUGGAGUGGCAGCGUGGUUGCCAUGGAGGCUGCCAUCGUCCUGGAGAAGAACCUGAACCAGGCCGUUUUGGAUCUGCAUGCUCUGGGUUCUGUCAACACAGACCCCCGUCUCUGUGACUUUCUGAAGAGCCACUUCCUAGAGGAGAAGAUGAAAGUCAUCAAGAAGAUGGGCGACCACCUGACCAACCUCCGCAGGCUGACAGGCCCCAAGGCCAGGCUGGGCGAAUCUCUCUUCCGAAGGCUCACCCACAAGCACAACUAG
Messenger RNA from Equus quagga, 528 nucleotides. Its product is annotated as ferritin light chain-like. The record is from RefSeq and is a predicted model, not a curated record. The coding region runs from base 1 to 528 and encodes 175 amino acids. NCBI's taxonomy places the organism in Eukaryota, Metazoa, Chordata, Mammalia, Perissodactyla, Equidae. The transcript has a single exon. Gene Ontology annotation, cellular component: cytoplasm. Gene Ontology annotation, biological process: iron ion transport; intracellular iron ion homeostasis. Gene Ontology annotation, molecular function: ferric iron binding; ferrous iron binding.